GGCGCGCCCCCGACCCCACCCCGCCGCCACCUCCCCGCCCGCCCCCGGGGCUGUGCGGGAGAGACAAUAGAGCUGCGGGCUCCGGGGAUGGGCGGCGAGGGCUGCGCGGCCCCGGGGGCUCUGCGCUAAGGGAUGGGGCUGUAGCGGGCUCGGGGGGUGUUGGAGCGCACUUGGCUUGGAGCGGGGAGGAAGGCGGAGAAUGGGGGGCGAUGCCCCUUUCUGAGCCCAUCCCGGCUCUGCGCUGCCCUGGCAGGGUGCGGGAGAUGGCGGGGCUGCUGUGAAGAAAGUACCGGGGCUGGCCGGGGGUUGCGGAGCGGGACAUGUUGCUGGUGCCCGGCUGAUGCUCGCCGGGUGUCGGCUCUGCCGCUGAGGAGUCGGAGGACGGCGACGCGAGGCCACGGUGGAGGAAAAUCCGCGGCUCCGGCUGGGAAACCAUGGGGAGAUGCAACGGGAGAUGCACGCUGGUGGGAUUCUGCUGCCUGCAGCUGGUGGCAGCGCUGGAGAGGCAGAUCUUUGAUUUCCUGGGCUACCAAUGGGCCCCCAUCCUGGCUAAUUUCCUACACAUCAUGGCCGUUAUCCUGGGCAUUUUUGGGACCAUCCAGUACAGAUCCAAAUACCUCAUGGUGUACGCGGUGUGGCUGGUGCUGUGGGUCGGCUGGAACGCCUUCAUCAUCUGCUUUUACCUGGAGGUUGGACGCCUGUCACAGGACCGAGACUUCAUCAUGACCUUCAAUACCUCACUGCACCGCUCGUGGUGGAUGGAGAACGGGCCGGGCUGCCUGGUGACGCCGGUGCUCAACUCCAACCUGGCGCCCGAGGACCAUCACGUCAUCACGGUCAGCGGCUGCCUGCUCGACUACCAGUACAUCGAGGUGGUGAGCAGUGCCACGCAGAUCUUCCUGGCGCUCUUUGGCUUUGUCUAUGCCUGCUACGUCAGCAAAGUGUUUCUGGAGGAAGAAGACAGCUUCGACUUCAUUGGCGGGUUCGACUCCUACGGCUACCAGGCACCACAGAAGACAUCACACCUACAGCUACAGCCACUCUACACGUCCGGGUAACCUGCCCUGGAUCCAGCCCCAGCCCAGCGUGGGAGCCAGCGGCCGUAGGACCCCCCGAGAGUGAACUGCCCCACACCCAAUGACACGACCCCCAGAAUGGGGGGGGGAGGAACACGAUGCCAAGACAUCCAUCUCCUCCCUGCACCUUGCAAGACCCCUGAGGAUGGAGCCGGGAGCUGCACGUCCAUCCAGCUGGGAAGCCUCUGAGCCCAAACCAGGCACCCACAGCAGGAUGGGGAGUGGGGGGGCUUGAUACAG
Messenger RNA from Pezoporus flaviventris, 1316 nucleotides. It is a transcript of the gene NKAIN1, whose product is annotated as sodium/potassium transporting ATPase interacting 1. Gene Ontology annotation, biological process: regulation of sodium ion transport. The transcript is spliced from 7 exons. Bases 435 to 1058 code for a protein of 207 amino acids. The record is from RefSeq and is a predicted model, not a curated record. NCBI's taxonomy places the organism in Eukaryota, Metazoa, Chordata, Aves, Psittaciformes, Psittacidae.